AUGAAGCUCGUGUGGGCCCUCGUGGCGAUAAACUACUUCUCCCCCGCGAGAACAACUCCCCGACAGUCUCUGUCCAGCAGGCUAUUUUUCGAAAGGGGACUUUUCAGCAGAAAUAAUGUACAUAUUACCAGCUUCACCAAGAAGGACAAAAAAUAUUUCAUCGUGAAGAAACCUGAUAUGUGUACAAAUGUGAUCAUCGUCCCCAUGUACAGAGACAACUAUGCCUAUAUUUUUUACGAUGAUAAGGAUGAAGGAGUGGCAGUGGAUCCAAGUGACUACAACGUCGUUAACGAAGUCGCCGAAAUGGAAAAUAUAAAAAUUAAAAAUGUGCUAUGUACACAUAAACAUGCUGACCAUAAUGGGGGAAAUAGCUACUUUUUCAACAAAAAAAUUAAUGUGUAUGGAAUUAAAGAAAAGGACAAUAGAUACAUAAAUAGAAAUCUUCAAAACGUACAAACUUUCGAAAUAAAUAACUUUAAAAUUUCCACAUUUCUGUCACAUUUUCACUGUAAUAAUCAUAUUUCAUACUUAGUGGAAAAUGCCCAAAAAGAUUCCUCAAAGAAUAAAAUUUUUUUUACAGGAGAUUUUCUGUUCAUAUGUGGACUGGGCAAAAAUUUUGAAGGCAACAAUUUCGACUUGCACAAUUCUGUAAAGAAUUUAAAAAGGCUACAAAAAGACGCAGCAAACAUUUACAUUUUUUGCGGACAUGAAUAUACACAAGACAAUGUAAAAUUUGCUUUAACUGUAGAUGGACUUAACCCCCUAUUGGCUGCCUUCCAGCAACAACUUCUGGCAAACAAAAAUAUGCUUCCCACUGUGCCUUCUCUCCUGGAAGAUGAAUUCGCAUACAACCCCUUCUUGCGAUGUGAUGAGGAAUACAUACAGAACGAAAUUAAUAAGUACGCAAAAAGGAACCAUUACGUUAUUAGUGCCAAGUCUGAGUAUAUAGCCCUUUUGCGCGUGAUGAAGGAUAACUUUAAGGGUUAUUGA
Plasmodium inui San Antonio 1 is the source of this 990-nucleotide messenger RNA. RefSeq names its product endo-1,3(4)-beta-glucanase. The transcript has a single exon. The coding region runs from base 1 to 990 and encodes 329 amino acids. Lineage: Eukaryota; Apicomplexa; Aconoidasida; Haemosporida; Plasmodiidae. The record is from RefSeq and is a predicted model, not a curated record. Gene Ontology annotation, molecular function: hydroxyacylglutathione hydrolase activity.